Molecule: messenger RNA, 1938 nt
Organism: Lipotes vexillifer (Yangtze River dolphin)
Lineage: Eukaryota; Metazoa; Chordata; Mammalia; Artiodactyla; Lipotidae
Gene: CAPN10
Product: calpain 10
Exons: 12
Coding region: 1-1938 (645 amino acids)
Biological process (GO): proteolysis
Cellular component (GO): cytoplasm
Molecular function (GO): calcium-dependent cysteine-type endopeptidase activity
Source: RefSeq, a predicted model, not a curated record
AUGCGGGCGCCGGCCAGGGAGCUCUUCCGGGACGCUGCCUUCCCGGCCUCGGACUCCUCGCUCUUCUCCAGCUUUUCCACGCCGCUGGCCCAGUUCCGGGAGGAAAUCACGUGGAGGCGGCCCCAGGAAAUCUGCGCCACGCCCCAGCUGUUUGCAGAUCGCGCUCAGGAAGGACAGGUGAAGCAAGGGCUGCUAGGGGACUGCUGGUUCCUGUGUGCCUGCGCCGCCCUGCAGAAGAGCCAACACCUCCUGGACCAGGUCUUUCCUCCGGGACAGCCGAGCUGGCUCGACCAGACGUACCGCGGCUCCUUCACCUGUCGAGUUUGGCAGUUUGGACGCUGGGUGGAGGUGACCAUAGAUGACCGUCUGCCUUGUCUUGCAGGGAGACUCUGCUUCUCCCGGUGCCAGAGGGAGGAUGUGUUCUGGCUUCCCUUACUGGAGAAGGUGUACGCCAAGGUCUACGGGUCCUAUGAGCACCUGUGGGCAGGACAGGUGGCUGACGCCCUGGUGGACCUCACUGGUGGCCUGGCCGAAAGGUGGAACCUGAAGGACAUGGCAGGAACCAGCGGCCAGCAGGACAGGCCCAGGGGCGCGGAACGUAGGACUUGUCGGCAGCUGCUCAGCCUGAAGGACCGCUGUCUGCUGAGCUGCUCGGUGCUCAGCCCCAGAACAGGUACCAGGGCGCUGGGGGAGUUUCAUGCUUUCAUUGUCUCGGACCUGCGAGAGCUCCGGGGUCGGGCUGGUCAGAGCAUCCUGCUGCUGCGGAUUCAGAACCCCUGGGGCCGGCGGUGUUGGCAGGGGCCCUGGAGAGAGGGGGGUGAAGGGUGGAACCGGGUGGAGUCUGCGGCCCAGUCUGAGCUGCUGUCGCAGCUCCAGGAGGGGGAGUUCUGGGUGGAGGAGGACGAGUUUCUGCGGGAGUUUGACGAGGUCACCGUUGGCUUCCCCAUCUCGGAGGCUGGCCACCUGCAGAGCCUCUGCUCAGGAAGGGUGCUGUGCCACACUCAGGAGCUGCCCGGGGCCUGGGUCAAGGGCCAGUCGGCGGGAGGCUGCCGGAACAACAGCGGCUUUCCCAGCAACCCCAAGUUCUGGCUGCGGGUCUGCGAACCCAGCGAGGUAUACAUGGCCGUCCUGCAGAGACCGCAGCUGCGCACAGCGGGCCACCCAGGCAGGGACUACCAGGCCGUGGGCCUGCACAUCUGGAAGGUGGAGAAGCGGCGGGUCAGCCUGCCCAAGGCCCUGUCCGCGCCCCCCGUGGCGGGCACCGCGUGCCACGCGUACGACCGCGAGGUCCACCUGCGCUGUGAGCUCGCCCCGGGCUACUACCUGGCCGUGCCCAGCACCUUCCUGAAGGACGUGCCAGGGCGGUUCCUGCUCCGGGUCUUCUCCAGCGGGAGAGUCUGCCUCAGCGCCAUCCAGCCGGCAGCCCAGAGCGCUGCCCCCCGGGAGGCCCUGCCUGUGGGCGAGUGGGAGACCGUGAGGCUGCGGGGCUCCUGGAGAGUCGGCCGGACGGCGGGGGGCAGCCGGAACUUUGCCUCCUACCCCACCAACCCCCGCUUCCCCCUCUCGGUGCCGGAGGGCGCGGGCCCCCGCUGCGUCCGCAUCACCCUGCGCCAGCACUGCCGUGACCAUGAGCGCCUCCCCAUCGGCUUCCACGUCUUCCAGGUCCCAGCGGACGGCGGGGGCCAGGAUGCGCCCUCCUUGCUGCUCCAGGAGCCUCUGCUGAGCUGUGUGCCGCACUGCUACGCCCAGGAGGUCAGCCGGCUCUGCCACCUGUCCGAGGGGACCUAUUGGAUCGUGCCCUCCACCUACCUGCCGGACACAGAGGGGGCCUUCACAGUGACCGUAGAGACCAGAAUAGACAGGCGCUCCAUUCACAGCCAGGAGAUGCUGGGGCAGCUCCUCAAGGAGGCCUCCUUCGUGGCAGUGAUGAAAGCCUAA